Messenger RNA from Cornus florida, 2597 nucleotides. Its product is annotated as F-box/LRR-repeat protein At1g48400-like. The transcript has 3 exons. The record is from RefSeq and is a predicted model, not a curated record. Bases 576 to 2222 code for a protein of 548 amino acids. Gene Ontology annotation, molecular function: protein binding. NCBI's taxonomy places the organism in Eukaryota, Viridiplantae, Streptophyta, Magnoliopsida, Cornales, Cornaceae.
UUGUUAUUAUUAAAAGGCAUAUAGAAAUUAGAAUAGUACAAUCAAAGUGCUGAACUUAACGGGACCAAAAUCGUCUCUUGUGGAACAGGAGAAUUUGUUCCCUCCGAUUUUCAUUGUAGCAGUGGUAAAAAGAGCCAAACAGUACUUUGGGUAAAAAAGAUACACAGAGACACAUAUACGAGCAAUACACAUACAAAAAAUUAUACAUACAUAUAUACAUACAUACACGAAAUUUUUAUAUAUAUCACAAAGAAUAGGUGAGAAUUGAAGAGUUGAGAAAAAGCAGAAUCAGACAGAAUAGUUGCGAAUUGAGUCCGAGUUCUUUGGUUCACAAUCGCAAAACCAGCUCGCGGCUGUUGAAGACCGAUCGUAUAAAUGUUAGUGGUGGACCUCCAUUGAUUCGUCAUUUAAGUUCAGGGUCUUCUCCAAUUUUUACAGACGAGUUUGAAUUUGGUCAAUCGAAGGCAAGGUGUUUGAGAAAAGUCUUGAAAGAACUGAACUUAGUCUUACCCAACACAUCUGUAGUUAUAGGAAAACCAAGAAACUAGAAUCAGUCUACUAAAAGUUUCUCGGUGAUGGAUCCCAUCAAUGGUGAUGAUAGGAUUAGCGAAUUGCCCGACGGUGUAAUUCACUGUAUAUUCUCAUUUCUUCUAACUUCUGAAGUGGUAAGGACGUCUGUAUUAUCAAAACGAUGGAGGCACUUGUGGGCUUCAAACCCUUACUUGAACUUCUAUGAAAAUCCUUUCAGCUUUUUGAAUAUCACAGUGGUCACAAAAUUUGUUAACUUUGUUAACUCAGUGUUGAUUCUCCGAGAUGACUGUGAUAUACUCAAGUUCUGUCUGAAAUGUCGUACCUGUGACUGGCUAGAUAGAUGGAUACAAAUCCUGGUGAGACGCAACAUCCAAGAGCUCGUGCUAAUCUGCUGCCCACACGAUACGUUCCGAUUUCCGCUUUGCCUAGGAAAUGCCAAUUCAUUGGUGACAUUGACGUUGAUAUUGUUCUGUUCCCGUAUUGAAAUCCCAAGUGGGUUGUGCUUCAGAAUGCUCACUUCACUGCAGGUGAGGGUGAAGUUCUUCAAUGAUGAAGAGAUACCACAACUUUUAUCAAGUUGCCCUCUCCUUGAAAGUCUGAAACUAGAAUGUUGUGAUUAUGGCUUGAUUGAGGUUCUUGAUAUUACUUCUGCUAAACUCAAGAAUCUGAGUAUAGACAGUUUUGAGGAAGGUCUGGGUUUAACGCAUACUAAACUAAAGGUUGUUGCCCCUAAUCUUGUAUCAUUCGAGUAUUUGGGUCCAAUGGCACGUGAUUACAAUUUGCAAGAAAUGUCUUCUGUAAGUAUUGUGUACAUCCAAUUAAAUCAUGGUGUUGAGGAAGAGGAUGAUGAUGAUGAUGAUGAGGAGGAGGAGGAGGAGGAGGAUGAUGACGACGACGAUGAUGAUGAUGAUGAUGACGACGACGAUGACGAUGACGAUGAUGAUGAUGAUGACGACGACGAUGAUGAUGAUGAUGAUGAUGAUGAUGAUGAUGAGGAGGAGGAGGAGGAGGAGGAGGAGGAGGAGGAAGUGGAGAAGGAGGAUGAUGAUGAUGAUGAGGAGGAGGAGGAGGAGGUGGAAAAACUUGGUUAUAUAUCGUGUGAGGAGCUGGAAAAACUUGGUUACUUAGGGUGCAAGUUUGUUGGGGCCUUCCACAAUGCAGAAGUUAUGAAAUUAUCCGAUCCCUUGUUGGUGAGUCUUUGUUGCGUGCAGAAUAAACCAGAAUGCUUCCCCAAAUUAUUUUGUUAUCUGAAAGACUUGAAACUUCUGUUGGGUUCCACUAAAUGGCAUCAGCAAACCAUAUUCCACCUACUCAAGUAUUGUCCUAAUCUAGAGGCCCUUGCUAUAGAUUUUGUGGAGAUGUUCGAUUGGGAAUGGGAUGGUGGUGAUUGGGAAGCUCAAGAUGAGGCACUUACAUGUUUGAUGUAUCAUCUAAAGGUGGUAGAGAUUAGUGAUGCUCAGGGUAUCGAUCCUCUUGGUUACAAAAACAUUCAAAUGCUGAUAGAGUUUUUGCUAGAAAAUGGGCGAGUGCUAACAAAGAUGAUACUAUCUUCAUCCACGGAUCUAGAGAUAAUCAAAAAGGUGCAGACAUGUCCUAAAGCCUCUCCAAAUGUGGAUGUAACAUUCGUUGCAGAUGGGGAAAUGAGAAAUUUUUUUAGAAUGAAGGAUUUUCUUUCUGAAUUAUUGGACUGAGAAAGUUUGAGAAUAAUGCUAUUUUUCGACUUAUGCUCCAAGUAUGGUGAAAAUUGUGAUGAUAAAUGUUAUCAUGAUCUGGAAUGUUUCCAUGAUACUGUGAGAUUAGCCGUUCGCUGGUCUCACAAGCAUCGCUUUUUGAGGAAGAAAAAAAGAAAAGAAAAGAAGAAGAUGUUUUUUGUGCCUCCAUUUUCAGCCCCACCUCCCUUUCUCUUCUUCUCUUUGUUGUGUUUCAAAAUGCUUAAAUUAGAGGCUUUGCAGUGUCGUAGUCCAAGUCUUUAAGGCCACUGAAUGAAACCAGCACUCGCAUCAUUUGUACAUAGUGUUUGUAUUAGUUUGUGAUAAUUUUUGCAAUUUUUAGUGUUAAUUUAUUUC